AUGUAUUUUUUCGGUAUACUGCUAUUGGUUGUUUGCUCUAUUUUCGUGGUCCAAGCUUGUUUUCCAUCACAGAUGAAUGGAUUACAAGCACAGCCAGGACCACCAGGACGAGAUGGCAAAGAGGGACCUGAAGGACCGCUGGGAAGGAUGGGGAAUGCUGGCCCGAAAGGUGAACGGGGACAGCGGGGACCACCGGGGGAGCAAGGUGAGGCGGGUGAUAGAGGAGAACCGGGGCCAAAAGGACUGAAAGGUGAGCGUGGACCACAAGGACC
Molecule: messenger RNA, 272 nt
Organism: Acanthocheilonema viteae
Lineage: Eukaryota; Metazoa; Nematoda; Chromadorea; Rhabditida; Onchocercidae
Source: the annotation of a GenBank genome assembly